Mobula hypostoma (lesser devil ray) is the source of this 6834-nucleotide messenger RNA. RefSeq names its product recombination signal binding protein for immunoglobulin kappa J region b (gene rbpjb). Lineage: Eukaryota; Metazoa; Chordata; Chondrichthyes; Myliobatiformes; Myliobatidae. The record is from RefSeq and is a predicted model, not a curated record. The coding region runs from base 183 to 1625 and encodes 480 amino acids. Gene Ontology annotation, molecular function: RNA polymerase II cis-regulatory region sequence-specific DNA binding; DNA-binding transcription activator activity, RNA polymerase II-specific. The transcript is spliced from 12 exons. Gene Ontology annotation, biological process: regulation of transcription by RNA polymerase II; Notch signaling pathway. Gene Ontology annotation, cellular component: nucleus; MAML1-RBP-Jkappa- ICN1 complex.
GGGAGACAAAAACCGAAGCUGCGGGCCGGGCGCCUCGCGAGGCUUGGAGUUUGGGCGAGAGUUUGUGGAAGAUGGCGCCUGUUGUGACAGGUUUCAGACUUUUCCUCUGAAGAUGAUACUUGCUUGUGGUGCUCCAUGUGCAAGAACUGGAAGUUGACUAGGAAGAUUGUAAGCGGUAAAUCAUGAAGUUUGGGGAGCGACCACAACCUAAACGCCUUACCAGGGAAGCAAUGAGAAAUUACCUUAAGGAGCGUGGCGAUCAAACUGUACUAAUUCUACACGCUAAGGUUGCACAAAAAUCUUACGGGAAUGAGAAAAGAUUUUUCUGUCCUCCUCCAUGUGUAUAUCUAAUGGGAAGUGGAUGGAAAAAAAAGAAAGAUCAAAUGGAACGAGAUGGAUGCAAUGAGCAGGAAUCACAGCCAUGUGCAUUUAUUGGAAUUGGAAAUAGUGACCAAGAAAUGCAGCAACUUAAUUUGGAAGGAAAGAACUAUUGCACAGCCAAAACAUUGUACAUAUCUGACUCCGACAAAAGAAAGCACUUCAUGUUAUCAGUAAAAAUGUUUUACGGUAAUAGUGACGACAUUGGCGUCUUUCACAGCAAACGGAUCAAAGUAAUCUCCAAGCCUUCCAAAAAGAAACAAUCCUUGAAAAAUGCAGAUUUAUGUAUUGCAUCAGGAACAAAGGUGGCAUUAUUUAACAGACUUCGUUCACAGACUGUCAGCACGCGGUAUCUACAUGUGGAAGGAGGGAAUUUCCAUGCCAGUUCACAACAGUGGGGAGCAUUUUACAUCCAUCUAUUGGAUGAUGAAGAAUCAGAGGGUGAAGAAUUUACAGUCCGUGAUGGAUACAUUCAUUAUGGUCAAACAGUGAAGCUUGUGUGCUCUGUUACAGGGAUGGCACUCCCUAGACUGAUAAUUCGUAAAGUGGAUAAACAAACAGCAUUAUUAGAUGCAGAUGAUCCAGUAUCGCAACUCCACAAAUGUGCAUUUUAUCUUAAGGAUACUGAAAGGAUGUACCUGUGCCUUUCACAAGAAAGAAUUAUACAAUUCCAAGCCACUCCAUGUCCAAAAGAACCAAACAAGGAAAUGAUAAACGAUGGAGCCUCUUGGACAAUCAUAAGCACAGAUAAAGCUGAGUACACGUUCUAUGAGGGGAUGGGCCCUGUACAUGCACCAGUGACACCUGUACCUGUAGUAGAAAGUCUUCAGCUGAAUGGGGGUGGAGAUGUUGCAAUGCUUGAACUCACGGGACAGAAUUUUACUCCCAAUCUGCGAGUUUGGUUUGGUGAUGUUGAAGCUGAGACCAUGUACAGGUGUGCGGAGAGCAUGCUCUGUGUUGUUCCAGAUAUUUCUGCAUUCCGAGAGGGUUGGCGAUGGGUGCGUCAACCUGUCCAGGUCCCUGUUACUCUGGUUCGAAAUGAUGGUAUUAUCUACUCUACCAGCCUUACUUUUACAUACACACCAGAGCCUGGACCAAGACCGCACUGCAGUGCUGCUGGAGCCAUCCUUAGAGCUAAUUCCAGCCUAAUGGCGUCAAAUGACUCAAGUACAAACAGUGAGGGAAGUUACACAACUGUCAGCACAAACUCAACUAUUGUCACAUCAGCAGCAACUGUGGUUUCCUAACUACUAAAAUCAUUUAAAGACAUUUACCAACUUUUGGGAAGGGCAAAGACAAAACUGUUGAAGUGCUGCAAAAGAAAACAAAGAACUACUAAUGUCAACAGUAACUUGUGGUAUUCUGGAAAUCACCUCCUUGUUCAGAUGAUGAACAUUUCAUUCAAGCAUAGAUAAUCUGCAGGAAGUGUUACUACAAUAAGAAAAUACACCUGAAUAUUAUAUAAAACUUUAUAAAGAGCAAAAUGAAAAUCUAUUUUUCAGCUGUUUAAAGUGUGGGCAAGAUAUAAAGUGUUUGGGUGGGAUGGUGGUAAAGCAUAGUAGAGAAUGCAUACAAAAAUAACAUAGUUUCUAUGGACCAAGAAACUUGUAUAAGCUUUAGUGAAGGUACAGUUUCACCAUACCUUUUUUUGUAUUAUACAUAUAGUACACUUUUGUUACCAAAUAGUUUAUAUUUUCUUCCUCUGAGCAAUGGGCUCUGAAGUAUCCAGGUUCCAGACCUGACCUUACUGUAUAUUCUCAUCACCUAUACCAGUAAAGACCUAUAUUUUGGUCACUGGCCAGAACUGUCCUCAUUUUUGUUUUGAAAAAAACUUGAGUCACGUGACUUUCAGUUGAAUGUGUUGAAGAGAAAAGCCUAAUUUUUAUGGUUUCCUGUCAAUCUGUAUACUGUACUUAAAGGAUGUCUCAAUAUAGCACCUUCAUGAUGUGGGACAAAAAUCACAGUUAAUCAAUAUCAUGACUUAGUAUAGUUUAAGAAACAAGCACUCGUCAUGGUGUCUAAUUGUGAUCUGUUCCACAAAAUUAAUCUAAAAUAUAAUUGUUACUUUAUAAAAGGCUUUCUGAAACAACCAAAAUAUAGGUGUAAUGGGAAAAUGAAAUACUUUAGAGUUCUGAUUCUUCAAUUAGAGCUUUGAUUCCAGUGAUAUUUUUGACAAGCUCUGUAUUGUUAAUGAUCCUUAAAGGAUAUGUAUUCUACUAUGCAUAGGCCACAGCAAUAACUAUCAUGUGAGUAUAUGUCUGUAUGCUUAUUGGUGUCUAAUUUCCUGCUGUCCUUUUUUUUUAAAAAAAAAACUGUUUAAAAGCAUGUUGGAAAGGAUUUUUCAUCAUAUGCCACUCACAAUAUCUUGAAAUUCUGUCCAGUAGCAAAAAUUAAGUGUCAGAAUUUCUUGAUGCAAUAUCAAGAGCGUUCAACAUAUAUCGUCAGGCUGACUUUGAUUGGUUUCACGCCCAAUAACAAUUCUGUGCAAAUAAAUACCAGAAAUAUGCAAACAUCUUUAUGUAUAAAAAAAAGUUAGCAUGAUGUGACAAUGGGGUUGACCACACUUUAAUUCACACAUUGCUUUUUAUUUUAUGUUGUCAACUUCCUCAUACUUAGUUUAAAGAAUACCAGAAGGGUUAUUUAGCUUUUGAGUUCUCAGGAUUACCACUGCAAUCGGAUUAUGGCUGCUACCACAUUCACUAUAAUAUGUAAACUCAAAUUGUGAUAUGCCUUCAUAUCAUCUCUCAAUGCAUUGUAAUAUUGGGACAUCCUUAUGUACUUCAGAAAUGUGUAUCAAAAGCUUUAAGUGACUUCUGCCCUGUCUGCAAUACAUACAACAGUUACAGAUAUGUUAAACAUAGCUUUAUUUUUUCAACCAUUUUAAUAAAACAGUAUUUAGUAGUAACUGAUAGAUUUGCUUUGCCACGUGUGAGUAAAAACUGAAAGUUUUUGGAUACACUGACCUCUGAUAAAUGAGAUUCUGCAUUUAACUGAGUGUUCAAGUGUGACUAUAAAGUAUUGAGUCAACUUUGUGUCUGUAUUCUUCCCCCAAAGCUCUGCUUUUAUACAUUGAAACAUAUUAUCAGCUUUUUAUAUUUAUAGUACUUGGACCUACAUGUGCCAGAUUAAUCUUUUUGGCAAUUUGAUUGCUAUAGUGGUUUAUUUUUAUUUUUUUAUUACAUGUGUUAUAAGUGAAAAAUAGUGUGUGUGUCCUUUUACGGUGUUAUUUGCUUAGUGGAAUUCAUUUUAAGAUUGUUGCAUUCAAGGUAUGAAAGCCUAUUUGUAAGAUCAUCAAAUACAUAACAAUGCAGAAAUUAGUUCAGUAUUUCAUCCUUUUCUAAAAUAUAGAAGAGCUGCCUUUUCAAACUAAAAAUUUAAAUCGGAAGAUUACUAGAAGUCACUAAGGUUACUCAGUAGUGAAAUUGAUUUGAGAGGUUACUGGCCAUAAGUGCACAAAGCAUGGGAACGUUAAUGGCAAACAUUGAUUAUUAAAAUAGACAACAAGAAGUGUUCAUGUUAAUGCUAACUUCCUUAAUAGAUUUUAAAAGAGUUCAUUAUGAGCAGAUCCAGAAAAACUUAAUGAAGAGCAUAACUUCUAUUAUAUUUUCAGGAUUGCCAGUUUACUUAAUGAAUUAUUUUUGUAAUCUAAUUGUUUUUAUUAAUGUAGGCAAACAUGGCAGUUAUUUGGCAAGAAAUCACAAAUGAGAUCGUGUUUUAGUGAUUGGACCAUAUAGAAGGCAGUCCCUGCUCCUCCAGUACAGGUUGAGUACCCCUUAUCCAAAAUGCUUGGGCCAGAAGUUUUUUGGAUUUGGAAUAAUGAGAUAGCUUGGGACUCCAAAUUUGUGUGUUACCGGUAAGCACUCUUUGUCUUGCACAUAUGUACUUAAUAGUAAAAAUUAUUACAUACAAUUAAUGUAACGAAAAUACAGUGUGUGCAGGGAACAAAAGCAGCACACAAUACCUGAAUCAGUUGUUGAACAACAACAAACAAUGGCAGGCUUCAGUCUCCACCUAUGAUGCCAUGAUUUCAUUAAAAGGUUACAGUACACUGUAUGUUACCUUUUUUAGGUUUUUUGUAAGGUAUAAAAACAGCACUGUAAACUUUUUCUGGUGUUAAAUUUUCAUCAUUGACUUGUUCUGAUGGUAAAUUUUUGUGAUCAAAUGUUUAAAAAAAAUUAAUCAUGUGACUUUUCUUAAAUUUCUGUCACCACAAUUACCUUCAAUUUUCAGUUCAUCUUGAUGGAUCUUUGCUUGUUUCAUGAACAGCAUCCUGUUAGUGGCAUAUGUUCACUCCAGUGCUGAUAAUAUAGAAUCAAAAUCUUCAUAUUUCACCUUAUGCAGUGUUUUUCUAUUUUUCAUUAACUUCUGCUCAUUACAUAUGUGAGGUCAUUUCUCAGAACAGUCUGCUUUGCACAGAGACUCGUGCAUCGCCUGGGAAUCUUCUUGGUGCCUUGUGGAAUUUUUUAUUUGUAAUGUCGUGUCAGCACUCAAAAAAAAAUUUCAAGAUUUUAGAGGUUUUUGGAUUUUGUAAUUUCUGUUAAGGGGUACUCAACCUCUAUUACUUUAUUGAAAUAAUUUUCAUUUCCACUUUCUAUUUGUUUAAGUAUUUUAAAAAUAUUAUGGUUUUGAUUUUAAUGCUAUUGAAUUUUUAAGUUAUCACUUAAGCCCAGCCAGUCAACUGUACAAAAAGCAUUGGUAUUUAAUACCGAAAGGCUUCUGUAUACCAACAGAGACACAAAGCUGAAUGGUUGCAGUAGACCUCAGGUCUGAAUAGCUAGUUCUGAAGGCAGCUCUUAUUUGUUCAUAAAGUCAUUUAUUAAAGAGAAGACUGGAGCAUAUUUGACAUAGUUGACAAUAUUACUUUUAAUGCUUGGAUUACAGGUUGUGACUGGAAGUAACUGACUGAAUAACUUCAGGUCUUGGCUAAAUUCAAGGGAAGAAAACUUAAAGAUAUUUGGUACUUUAACCUCUUUUGUUAGACCGCUAGGACUGGAGUGAAACUUGCUCUGUGGGCUGAGAGUUUUUCUUAAUUAAGAAAAACCUUUCAGCUCAUUAGAUUUGUUUAAAGUUUAUUUUAAAAGCUUGCCCAGUUUAUUGGUUACCUGCAGCACAGAUUAUGUCAGUGAUUAUUCUUGACAUUCCAAUAAUGUACUGUAUAGCUGUUACCUCUGUUAAACUAAUGUAUAAUGCACAAAAUUCACAUUAUACCAUUUGUCAUGGCAUAUACUUAAUUUUUGUAACCUUAUUGUUCAUUCUCUUUACAUCUUAAUUAGUGUUUUCCACAUCCUACAAAACUUGAGUUUUAGUUUAAAAUUGAGUGACCAGAAUUGUACCUAAAACUGGAAGGUUUUAAUGGGCAUGUGAAAAUUUCAGUACUUUCUCCUUAAACUUCAUUAAUGCUGUACAUUCCAUUAUUUUUGAAUUUGCAGUUGCACAUUUUCUGAAAAUUGAAAGCAAUUGCUUCUUUUCCAACUAUUCUUGUGCCAGUUCUGUUUUUCAUUGCACAUUUCUACUUUUAAGUUUUUUCCAUAUCAAUUUAUAGCCUUUCCUUUAAAUUUCAUUUGCAAUUCAUCUCCAAAAAUGUAUAAUUGACCUGAAUUUUAAGCAUAUGUAAUCAAUAGACUUAUCCAGUUUCUUUCUACAAAGAACCAUUGUAAAUGAGUGCGAAUCAAGGAACUGACCUCUGUAGUGAUUCUUGCACCAAUCUACUAUAAUAGAUAUUUUACUUCCCCUUUUGUUAAUCCAAUAUCUUACUCAGACAAUAGUUGGUCUUGGAUUUCAAUUGAUUAAAUAAUGUACGAUGCAAUGCUGCAAAUACUUUAGAUUUUUGUUCCUGUUUAGGGUGUUCUUCAUUUCUUUUUAGGAGAUAAAAUGCUAUAUAAUUUUUUAUUGGCGUCCUUGUCUUUAGCAUCACCUUCCCCAUGCAUUACUUAUCAAAUAAAAGUUUAUACGAAGUAUUCUGACUUGGACAAGCAAAACUAGUUCAAAAAUGAGUCACUCUAGCCAACUGCAAGCAGAUUCUGAAAUAUGAUUAAAUAAGGUAAGAGCAUGUAUGUGAGCCUUUGGACUAAUGGCAUAAGUACAAAGUAAAUUUUGCACUUUUUCUGGACAAGCUUUCAAAUUGCAGGUAUUAAUUUUCAGUUAUUCUCAAGAGAAAUAGAGCUUAAGGCUGUAUAUUAGUUGAUUUCAACCAUUAAAACAGUAAAUAGGAACAUUAGUUUUAAGAUCUCAACAGGAUAAAUUAAUACUUUGUCAAGAAUAUUAGUUGAAGGACACCAUAUUUCUUAAAUCAUGAAUAUUAAACUUACAACCUAAGAUAUGUCAUUGAUGCUUUUGAUCAAUUUAAGAAAUGUUAAGUCUCUUAAAAUUCCCUAUUGUUCUAGCCUCUGCCACCACCCCAGGCAGUGCACUCCAGACACCCACCUCCCUCUUUGUUCAAAAAAGAAUAAUAACCUU